GCCGAAAGUCCCCGGAGCCGCGAGCGGGCCGGGCUGGCAUAAACCCCGUCAAUGUUGGGGUGUCGAGCUCCCGAGGCAGAAAGUUUCGGCCCCGCUGAUGUGCGGUACCGGGGCGAGCCGCUCCUGCUCAGCAGCCCUGGGUGGGUCAGAGAGGAGCUGUGAGCGAUGGCUCUGGCGCUGCGGUGCCUCCGUCCUCUCCCGGCCCUGCUGCUCCGUUCCUCCUUUGCCAUGGCCAGGGGGCUGCCCCGGGCUCCCGGAGCCUGCCCGGCCCCGCUCCUGGAGGGCUGCAGGCAGUGUGUCCAGCAGAUGCUGCUGAGCAGACAGCUGGCUACCAAAAAAGCUAAAGGUAAAGGGCAGAGUCAAGCCAAAGUGAAUAUCAGUGCUGCCCUAGUUGAGGAUAUUAUCAAUUUGGAGGAAACCAAUGAAGACAUGCAGGCAGUCAUAGAAGCUCUGAAAGAAGAUUUCAGCAGAAAUCUCAGUGUUAGAACCUCACCAGGGGCCCUGGAUCACAUAACUGUGAUGACAAAAGAUGGGAAGUUUCCGCUGAACCAGCUGGGGCAGAUCUCGCAGAAGUCACCGCAGCUCAUGAUAGUGAACAUGACCAGUUUUCCUGAGAGCACAGCUGCAGCUGCAAAGGCUAUAAGGGAGAGUGGCAUGAACCUGAACCCCGAGGUGGACGGCACGGUGAUUCGGGUGCCAGUUCCCAAGGUCACGAGGGAGCACAGGGAGAGCCUGGCCAAGCUGGCCAAGCAGUUCACCAACAAGUCCAAAGAGGCCCUGAGAAAGGUGAGAAGCAAAAGCAUCACCCAAGUAAAGAAGUCCAAGAACAAAGUGUCAGAAGAUACCAUCUGGCUGCUAGAAAAGCAGAUCCAGCAAAUGGCAGAUGAGGCUGCCACGGAGAUGGACAAGCUGCUGGCAGCAAAGACCAAGGAGCUGCUUGGAUAAACACCAUCCCAAAGGCCACACUGCCCCUGGAGCUGCCACUGCCAGCACCCAUCCCUGCCUGGGCCCAGCAGCCUUGGGGUGUGCUGCAGGGAGGGGAGAGCUCUCCUUGCUGUCCUUUAUCCAGCUGGGAACAGAAUUGGACAAAGUGAGAUCAGAAAUAAAAUACCAGGAAGGAGAACUGGAAACUGCUGGAGGCACAGAGGAAGGACUGCCCUGCUCACUUUGUGCCCCAUCUUUGCCCCACACCUUCAGCCCCCUGGAGCCAGGGCCACCCACGAGAGGAACCUGCCUGUCCUGCUGCAAACCUCAGCAUUUAUUUCUGCUUGAAAUAAAGUCAAAAUGAGGUGUGGAGCAGCAGCUUCACAACAGCCAGGUCCUGGUUGCUGUGUUCCCUUGGCUCACGUGUUCCAAAGCACGCAUUUGCCCCGGCAGCAGGGUGGGAAGGGAUGAGGGAGCUCAGCACAGCGUGGGCAGGGGCUCUGUGGGGAGAGAACUGAAACCAGUGCUGUCAGCACAGCUGCUUUAGCCAGGACUGAGACAACCUAAAGCCAACACGGGAACUUCCCAAAAGCAGCAUCUGCCUCCCCAGCCAUUACAAAAUGCCCGUGAGUCUCUGGCACCUCAGCUGAGGGGCUGGAGGAGGUGCAAGCAGAGCAGGUCCUGAGCUCAUGGCACAGCUCAGCCCCUCGCUGUGAGCAGGUACUUCCCGAGGGCAGGGGCAGGAAGGUGGUGCAGCCCCCAGCCCUGCUCCCAAGGCAUUUGAGUUCAAAGAGCACCAAGUGCUCUGCACUCCUUAAAUAAACAACUCCCCAAAAGUUAGUUUGUGUGCCGUGGGGAGGGGGAGGAGGAUGAAGGAUUUGCUCUGCUAGGGCCCCACAUGUCAACAAUUUCUCUGCUUUGUGUAUUUUGGCCAAAGCCCUUACCAUGAUAAAUGAAUAAAGGAAGAUGGCGAGCCCAGGGCGGUUCCACAGCUCGGGAAA
Messenger RNA from Taeniopygia guttata (zebra finch), 1925 nucleotides. It is a transcript of the gene MRRF, whose product is annotated as mitochondrial ribosome recycling factor. Gene Ontology annotation, cellular component: mitochondrion. NCBI's taxonomy places the organism in Eukaryota, Metazoa, Chordata, Aves, Passeriformes, Estrildidae. Gene Ontology annotation, biological process: translation. Gene Ontology annotation, molecular function: ribosomal large subunit binding. The record is from RefSeq and is a predicted model, not a curated record.